GGCAGCUUAGGCCCCUUCUGGCCCCCUGCAGAUGCAUUCGUUGCCUGAUUCCCCCAGCUGCUCUCCUGAGCCCUGUCCUGUGCUUAAUCGUUGGAGAUCUCUUCCUUGUGCUCCUCCUGUCCUUUGUGCCUCCGUGGGCUGAAGGCUCCUUUCCUCCUCCCUGCUGGUCAGUGCGGGGGCUGCUCCCUGGGGGCAGGGAUGGACCGGGCUGCACGGAGCAGCUCUGUUGCUGUCUGGCUGGUGGGUGGGAGUAGCUCGAGUUGUGCUGUAGCCUCUGAUGGUGCUUGAAACAGAAAGGAUACCCCUCCCCUCUUUUUGCUUUCCUCUCCCUUCCCUUGUUUUGCCACCUUCAAACAGGGAGCAAUGUGGUGCAGCGCCCAGAAUGAGGUCAGCUGCAAUAAAGCCCUUAGCUCAUCGCUGCUGCUCACAAAGCUUUUCCAUUUCUGCUGUGUAACGGUGUAUGAGGCUCUAAUGCUGAGCCAGGCUGCGCUGCCCGGAACAACCACUCCCCCCGGUGCCGCAGCUGAGCUCCCCAGCUGGGGCUGGCUCCAUUCUGCCCUCCCGCAUCCAUGCAGGAGCCAAGACCCGUCCACGCUCACACUGUUGGGAUCUGCAGACCCGACGUUUUGCAGCUCUGCUCUCCAAACCCCUGCUGAUAAAGCUGAAAUUCACCACGUGUACCACUGAGCCGGGUGGGGAAGCUGAUGUCUGCUAGGCUGGAUUCCUCCUGCUCACGUUUCCCCAUCAGCCUGGGCUGGUCCUGCCUGGGGGGAACGAGAGGCUCUGGGGACGCCGUCUGCCCAAGUGGAUGGCGCCGAGCAGGGCUGAUCCAUCCAGCUGGGCUAUGCCGCCAGCAUUUGGCUGUGGGCACAUGGCCCUAUGAGCUAUGCUGGAGAUCAGGGCCAGGUAUUGUGCUUGCACAUUUGAGGACCUCCCCAUGCUGCAACUUCCAACCACAGCCUCGCUGCUCCCAGCGUGGCAGCGGAGAUGUGUGCUCUGGCCUCAACUCUGCGUGCCGCUCUUGUUUGUGGGGUGUAAAGCCAUGCCUGGCACAGAGCACCCAUCCUGCACACGGCUGCCUUCAUCCACACGGGGCCAGGGGCAACUCUGAGCCCUGGGGAGGCCCCGGCCCCCACGAGAAUGGGAUGCAAGCAUCCGGUGGAAACAGGCAGUGGAUGGAGCCCUGAAUGGCUCUUUGGUGGCUGAGCAGCUCCAGGCAUCAAUCGUGAGAUGAAGGCACAUGAUGGUCAGAUGGGUCCUGCAUCCCCAGCCCGCCCAAGCUCCCAGGGGCACUGUGCUGAGAGAGACUGCGAAUGGCCACAACACGGGACCGCACUCAAUUGCUUCUUUGACAAUCCCCAGGGAGUGCAUCGCAGCCCACAGCACGGCACCCUCCCGGGGACACUUGAGGGAACGUGGCUGUGGCCGCGGCCACGGCCGCAUAUGGGCUCUGCCCUUCACACUGCCCUUGUUGUGGGGUCCCCAGGGCACGCAAAACCCCAUGGUGUGUGUGGGAUCCCCAGUGUGCACAGUCCUCCAGCGCACCCGGUUCCCAAAGGGAUCAGGGAAACCCUGCUGAGUUGCAUGGCCCCCAGAUGGCAUGCCCAGUCCUGGGGCAUGCAGGACCCCAGGGCGCACAGAGACCCCAGCACGGUGUGCACAGUGCCCCAGCACGGCUCAGCCCCCAGCUACCCGGGCACAGGCCGUCAUGUGCGUGCCCACCCUUCUCAGGAGGAGGAGCCGAGGGAGCCAGCUUUAAAUUAGGACAGAGAAAGGGCCCUUUCUUCCCCAUCACCACCGCUGAGCUCUGGAUACGCCAGGCAGUGCUCGUGGGGAGGGCAGUUGAGACAGCGGAGUCUCUGCGCUGCUGCCCAGUGGGCUCCCGGGUGGGGGAUCCCUUCCUCAUCCUUGUGCCCGGGGCACAGAGGUGCCCACAUCCCUUCUGCCUCGUGGUCGGGCGCUGUGUGAGCACUGGUGGGGCUGAUUGUGAGCACAGGGACUUUGCGUGCGCUGCAGUUGUGCUCAGGGCCACGGCCCCCAGCCAGGGGGUCCCUGGGGCUGAGGCCAGGGCCAUGUCGACUCUGGCCCCCCUGCGUCUGCUGCGCGAACCCUGGAACGCCAGUGAGGGCAACCAGAGCAACGCCACAGCUGGGGCCGGCGGCGCCUGGUGCCAGGGACUGGACAUCCCCAAUGAGCUCUUCCUGACACUGGGGCUGGUGAGCCUGGUGGAGAACCUGCUGGUGGUGGCCGCCAUCCUCAAGAACAGGAAUCUGCAUUCUCCCAUGUACUACUUCAUCUGCUGCCUGGCCGUCUCCGACAUGCUGGUGAGCGUCAGCAACCUGGCCGAGACGCUCUUCAUGCUGCUGAUGGAGCACGGUGUGCUGGUAAUCCGUGCCAGCAUCGUCCGCCACAUGGACAACGUCAUCGACAUGCUCAUCUGCAGCUCCGUCGUGUCCUCCCUCUCCUUCCUGGGGGUCAUCGCCGUGGACCGCUACAUCACCAUCUUCUACGCACUGCGCUACCACAGCAUCAUGACGCUGCAGCGCGCUGUGGUCACCAUGGCCAGCGUCUGGCUGGCCAGCACCGUCUCCAGCACCGUCUUCAUCACCUACUACCGCAACAACGCCAUCCUGCUCUGCCUCAUCGGCUUCUUCCUCUUCAUGCUGGUCCUCAUGCUGGUGCUUUACAUUCACAUGUUCGCGCUGGCUCGCCAUCAUGUGCGCAACAUCUCCAGCCAGCAGAAGCAGCCCACCAUCUACCGCACCAGCAGCCUGAAGGGAGCCGUCACGCUCACCAUCCUGCUGGGAGUCUUCUUCAUCUGCUGGGGGCCCUUCUUCUUCCACCUCAUCCUCAUUGUCACCUGCCCCACCAACCCUUUCUGUACCUGCUUCUUCAGCUAUUUCAACCUCUUCCUCAUCCUCAUCAUCUGCAAUUCAGUGAUCGAUCCCUUGAUCUAUGCCUUCCGGAGCCAGGAGCUCCGGCGGACGCUGCGGGAGGUGGUGCUGUGCUCCUGGUAGGCAGCGGCACAGACAGGAGGAUGGGUGGAUGGAUGGAUGGACGGAUGGACAGACGGGUGGAUGGACAGAUGGACACACUGUGGGGUGUCCCCUGGGUGGCCCAAUACAGCUGGCGUUGGGCUGCCCGACCUCGCGCUCCCAAAUAAAGCCUUUUUGCAGUGAUGUGUGCCUGGCACCGCGCAUGGCCGUGGGCACUGGGUGUGGGUCAGCCCCGAGCACCAGCACCUGGGCGCUUCCCACCAGCCCGUGCCCCACGUUCACCCGCGGACAGAUCGCUGCCCGACAGCAGCAAUGCAAGCACCGGUUCCGG
Messenger RNA from Meleagris gallopavo (turkey), 3327 nucleotides. RefSeq names its product melanocortin 1 receptor (gene MC1R). NCBI's taxonomy places the organism in Eukaryota, Metazoa, Chordata, Aves, Galliformes, Phasianidae. Gene Ontology annotation, cellular component: membrane. The record is from RefSeq and is a predicted model, not a curated record. Gene Ontology annotation, biological process: G protein-coupled receptor signaling pathway. Gene Ontology annotation, molecular function: melanocyte-stimulating hormone receptor activity.